ACUAAAUCCGAUUUGAUUGCUUGACAAUGCCUCGUCUCUUUCUCAUCAUCGGCUUCGCUCUGGCUAUUCUGGCUGCAGCCAACGGAGCAUUGUUUCGAGGACUUGGUGAGUAAAAGAUAGGUUCAAAUUAUUUCUCAUCUUUCUUAAAUAUCUUUAUUGACAGUCAAUAUAGUACAUACAUUUCGUCUGUAUAACAUAUUACGGAAUUUUUGUGGAAUGGAAACACAAAGUUUUAAUAGAGACUUCAACAUAUUAUCAUAAAUAUAAUGCAAUGAACAUUAAAAAAAUAAUACUAAAAAGAGUGUAAAUAUAGCAUAAUGAACAUAAAGUCAAAACAUAAAUUUGUAAAAAUAAUGUACCAAACAGAAAGUCGUAAAGAUACUGUCGUAGUUCGUGUCUCAGUUUUUUUCGUUGUUUCAUAUGACGUCACGGAUUCCUCGCAUUUAUAAGCUAAAAUAAAAUGAUGUCACGACAAGUUGUCGUUUACAUGGGCUCCUUGUUUCCAUGGCAACAACGAAAGCUGCUGAGAUGAUGAGGGACCUAUGGAUAACAUUGGUUUCUUGGCUAACAAAUUGUUUUGUUGACUUCUAGUCCCCGUUAGUUUUCUAAACACGAAAUGUCGAACUUGAUUUGGUCAUUAGAUAAAAUAUUUUGAAACAAAUGUGUACAUUAUGUAUAUACAAAUCCAAUUUUAGUAAACAAUUUGUAAAAUAAAAGUAAAUAUAAUACAGCAUGUGACAAACUUAACAGAGCUGUAAUUCGGGCAUCUUGCUGAACAAACGCGCCUUUCAUCAAUUGGGCUUAGAUCCACCCACCACGUGUUCCCAGUAGUGAAAUGGAAGAUAUGUUGUGAAGCUGUUGUGGGAAAUGGAUCUCACGUCAGAUCUCACUUGUAUUCAAAGUUGAGUAUCAUUUCUGCCUACACCAGCGGUUCUCAGCCUGUGGGUCGCGACUCCUUUGGUGGUCGCACGACCCUUUCCAAGGGGCCUCCUAGGACCACCUGAAAACCCAUGCGCUCUACCGCUAUGAAGUAUCAAUGGCUGGAGGUCACCACAACAUGAGGAACUGUAUUAAAGGGUCGCGGCAUUAGGAAGGUUGAGAACCACUGGGCUUACACGGAAGCGAUGGUGGGAAAAAAAGGUGGGGCAUGAGUUUAGAAAAGUCCGGAGAACAAUGCCGAGAGGAGAUUUAAUAAGAUGGCUCCGAAUUGCUAAGUUACGAAACUUCGCCGUUCUUUAAGUGUACUGUGUCAACCGAGGGAGAAGUUUGGUUGAACAGUAAGUGUUUCACUAAAUGAGAAUGACCCACAUGUUCUUCAGGAGCGUUGAAUCAGUCCCGACGCAUUGCACGAGUAACGGUUUGGGGGAUUGCAAUGUUCUUAACGUCACUCGAUAACGCUGUAGCGGCAGGGUUUUCGGGCCGUUUAUUCAGUUUUAAUGGGGUUCUGUCGUGUGAAGGCAUUCCCGUAAAUAGACAGUGGUAUCAACAGUGGUAUCAACAGUGGUAUCAACAGUGGUAUCAACAGAGGCAUCAACAGUGGCGUCAACAGUGGCAUCAACAGUGGCGUCAACAGUGGCAUCAACAGUGGUAUCAACAGUGGUAUCAACAGUGGUAUCAACAGUGGUAUCAACAGUGGUAUCAACAGUGGUAUCAACAAGGGCUUAAACAGUGGUUUAAAAAGUGGUGUAAUCAGUGGUAUCAACAGUGGUAUCAACAGUGGUAUCAACAGCGGUAUCAACAGUGGUAUCAACAGUGGUAUCAACAGUGGUAUCAACAAGGGCUUGAACAGUGGUUUAAACAGUGGUGUGUAAUCAGUGGUAAAAACAGAUCAGCAGAUUGAGGCGACCAGCCGUACCGCUUGAUGAUCUCUAGCUAGGCUGCUGCAAAACUUUCCAGGAGGAAUCAUAUCACAUGACAGUGACUUUGCUUACUCCUCCAAUUUUCCGGAUCUUACGCCUAAUGUGGGGAAGGUUUAAGGAGACCUGGAUAAUUCCCCCAAAGAAUUGAGCCUGCAAUGAACAAGAAAAUGGCCGCCUUGUGCAGGAGUCUGACAUCAUCUUCGUCCGAGUUAAGUUUGAGAAUCUGCUUGAUGGAUAGGAUAACUGCCUAAGGCGGUGCACACUUUGAACCAAUUACCUAAAGUUUUUUUUUUACCCUCCCCCCCCCCCCCAAAAAAAAAAAAAAAAAAAAAAAAAAAAAAAAAAAAAACAAAAAAAAACGAAAUAGUGAAAGUGCUUAAAUAGGAUCUCCAUAAUAAUGGCAAGAUGAAUAAGUUUUCGUUUUAUUAAAUAGUUGGGUGUCGGUGUCAUCUGUUUAGUUUUUCAACUGAAACAAAUUGUUUCAAAAAUUAAAUUUCAUCACUGACCAGCACCCACCCACACCACCAUUCAUUUUUUUUUAAAAAUAUGUUUGUUCGGUAUGUCACAGACUAAAUCAUAUGUCGCUCUAUAAUCUUUUAACUGUUAGGAAACACUGCAGUAGGUCUACCUUGGUAAAUCGACGAACAACGAAAUUUUUAUGUUAUUGCUUUCAUGAGAAAUACAUUCACAGAUGACAGCCAGGGAAUAGUGUUCCCCCUUUCGUGUCAUUAAUGUAUUUUCGGCACAUACCGUGUAUGUUAAAAGAAAUAUAUUGAUACCACGUUUAAAGCAAAUGUUUUCAAAACAACUCAUGACACAAAUGUUUGUGUCACGGCCAAGUCACAGCAAAUAAAUCUUUUCACUAAAUGUGUCUUUAAACAAAUUUUGGGUUUUGCUCUAUUGUUUUAAAAUUAUUUGUGCAGCUCCGUGUCCUGACAAUAACGUGGCUGGAGGCACGUGGUAUCCGGAAGGUUGCAUGAAAUGUAAAUGUUACGCAAAAAGCUAUGUGUGUGAAAGGUAAUGGAUAUACAAAUUAAGAUUAAUAAAUCUGUAUUAUAUAUACAAUUUAUAAGAUAAUAGAUAUAUAUAUAUAUAUAAGAGAUAUUUAUAAAUCCUUGUAAAUAGAAGAGUCCAUGUUCCUUCCUUUCAGCUGCGGCGCCUUUGCAUUAGACUACAACAAAAGCCAGUGCUAUGAAGAACCCAAUGCUGGCGGUCCAUACCCAGACUGCUGCCUGCCUACAGUUGUGUGUGUUGAGGAUCCUGGCUUUGACUCCAGCAAACUAGCUAAUCCACCCCUUGAGAUUGAUCCACCCGUCGUGGUGGAAGCAGCAAGAUAAAAACCGAAGUGGUUAAUGUAUCUUGGCAUCCUGCCUCCACCCCUCCCCCCACCCCCCCCCCCUCCAAUACCAGAGAAUCAGUACAACUCCGCCUUUCUUACAGUUACCGACUCACUCCUUAAACACGCCCAAAUCGUAGCACCAAAAAUAAAGCCAAAUCCUUUCACACCUUUUUUUUUUAAUUUUUUUUUUUUUUAAAAAUCAAUACAACAAUCACAUUCCUCUUUUACGAUAUUACUAUUUUUUUAAAAAUGACUUUGGAAUAAUAAAACUGUUCGUUUGCCAUACUAUCUGCACUAUAAUUUAUUAUUAAUCCUUUUUUCCACUUGAUAAAGCCAUUUAAGCAGUAAAUUAGUUUUGUCCUUUACUGCAACCAAUUUUUCCAAUUGAUAAUUGAUUUACCAAUUACUUGACUAACAAAAUGCUCACAAUUUUUAGACCGAGUUCUAAACAAUAAUAGUUGCAAAACCCGUUGAAGAUAUUCUUGUGAGGGGGGAAAAUGAAUUAAAGUUCAUGACGUUAUCUUAUG
Messenger RNA from Lymnaea stagnalis (great pond snail), 3725 nucleotides. The record is from the annotation of a GenBank genome assembly. NCBI's taxonomy places the organism in Eukaryota, Metazoa, Mollusca, Gastropoda, Lymnaeidae.